Erinaceus europaeus (western European hedgehog) is the source of this 6362-nucleotide messenger RNA. RefSeq names its product nuclear transcription factor Y subunit alpha (gene NFYA). Lineage: Eukaryota; Metazoa; Chordata; Mammalia; Eulipotyphla; Erinaceidae. Bases 2799 to 3842 code for a protein of 347 amino acids. The transcript is spliced from 10 exons. Gene Ontology annotation, biological process: regulation of transcription by RNA polymerase II. The record is from RefSeq and is a predicted model, not a curated record. Gene Ontology annotation, cellular component: CCAAT-binding factor complex. Gene Ontology annotation, molecular function: RNA polymerase II cis-regulatory region sequence-specific DNA binding; DNA-binding transcription factor activity, RNA polymerase II-specific.
CGACCUGCUUCACCGCUUGUGAAGUCACCGUCCCUGCGGGUAGGGAGCGGGGGCUCGAACCGGGAUCCUUAAGCUGGCCCUUGGGCUUUGCGCCCCGUGCACUUAACCCGCUGCGCUAGCGCCCUGCCCCCUCUCCUAGAACUUUUUUUAAGUUUUUGUGUGCAGCUCCAAUGUGUGCAGUCCUUCACACAUUAAGUAGGUCUUCAGUAUAUUGGGAUUGUUUUUAUAAUCGUUAGUAAAAGUCAUAUCAUAAAUUUCAGAAAACUUACUGGUGGAUAGUAGGAUGAAGAAAGCUCCCUUGUCUACCAAAUAUUAGGCAGUCAGCAUAUACCAAGUAUCCAUCCGUGUGCUUAAGAGGUACUGGGUAGAGGACAGUACUAAAACUUGGGGGACAGUGGUGGCACACCUGGUUAAGCACUCACAUGGCAGUGCAGUAGGACCUGGUCCGAUCCCCUGGUCACAGCCCUCGUCUCCACCUCCAGGGCAGAUGAUUAAUAAGCUUCUCACCCCUUUCUGUCUCUAUCCAAAAUAAACUUGAAUUCUCUUGACUUUUCUCUUUAAAUUUUAAUAUUGGGUUAGGGCAGGGCAGCAUUCAGUUUUGUCAUAUGGAAGUCCUGGGAUCUAGUGUGAUAGACUCUCUGCUUGACCAUUUAGUUUACAUCACCACAUAUUCAUGGAUAGGGCAGCAUGGCUUAGAUAGUUUUAGAGACAUUUAUAUUUGCCUUUUGGAAUAGAUUUUUUUUCCUUUUACUCCAGAAUUUACUCCAGCUCUUACCUAUGUGGGGCGGGGGGAAUAGAGGGGAGUCUGAACCUCAGUAUGUAUUUUUCAGUUCCUAUAUCUGGCUGCUUCAAAACCACUCACCACUUUUAUUAGACUUCUUUUCCCCAAAUAAGAUAAUUCUAGUCAGGUUACGUUUUUUUUGGUUUGGUUUGGUUUGUUUGUUUUUUAUUCUAAGCACCUUGUUUUCAGUGUGCAGAAUUUCUUUACCUAGGACACACUAGAGAAAGCCUGUAACUUUCUCUGGACAUGUGGAUCAUUUUAUUCCACUAUUUAUAACAUGAAAUUUGUCCUCUGGCAUUUGGCAGUGCCUACAGUGAAACUUAGCUUCCUACAUGUGCAAGUCCUGUGCAUUAACAGAAUAGAUUAGUUGUCUUCUGAGUCCUCUGGCCUUGAUUUUGUGCUCUUCAUUUGGAAUACUUGACAACCCUCAGAUCAUCCACAUUUAUAAAUCCUUGUCAUAUUUAACAUCUGUCCGGAAGUAAUGUUUUCCUAAAGUCCUUCGAUUGUUAUUUAUAUCCAACUGCUAGAUCUCUGUCCUGACAAAUCACAUUUCUGUAGGUUCCCAAUAUUACUUGAUUUUUCUUGGGUUUCCAAUUCAGAUUUUGACUCCUGACAUUUAAAAACUUCAAACCUUGGAAAUCAUAUUAUUGUCAGAGUUUUCUUUUCAUUCUUAGAGUUUUAAGGAUAGUGUCUGGCAUGUGGUAUAUAUAUCAUUAGUGGAAAGAAGGAGCAAAUUAGGAGCAGAAGUCCUAGAUAACAGGAAAUCUGGGCAACUUUUUAUUCUACUUUUCUAGAUCAGGACUCAUGUAGAAUUAUGAAGUCAAUUUUGUAAGCCAUUUUAUCUGAUGAGUAUUUGUAAUAAAACAUAUCAAAAUACAUUUUACAUGAAGUAUGUAUGCACCUUUGGUUUCCGUUGCCUUUCUAAAAAUGUGUGCUGUGAACUAUGGCUCAGUUUUAAAACUAUUAUUCCAGUCUUUGCCUGGGAUAGCAAUUGUCAAAUAUGGUGAUCAUGAAGCUACUUCUGCCCAAAUAAAUUAAUUGGGGAAAUAAAGGACAUUUGUUGACACAGGGGCACAACUUCUUAUCUCCCUAUAAUAGGUAUUUGCACACACCAGCUUAAGUCCCUCUUCACCAUCAUGCAGUGGGUCCUCAAUGUCCUCUCUACCUCUUCUCUUCUCCCCCUAGCCCAGAGAGUCUUGCUUUGCUUCAGUACCACGCCUAGUCCAAGCUCCACCCUAUUUUCCUCCAUUUCCCUCCCCUCUCUUUAAGUUUCACCUAAAAAUGUUCACCUGUUAUUUGUCCUUCUGGCUAAUCUCACUUAGCAUGAUUCCUUCAAGUUCCAUCUAAGAUAUGGGAAAAGGGAUACUUUCGUUAUUUUUUACAGCUGAGUGGUAUUCCUUUAUGUGUGUGUAAGCCUAAACUUUUUUUAACCACAAUUUACGACAAGGGUUUCUCUCUGUCCUAUGUGAUAAUAACUACAACAAUGAAAAACAAGGGCAACAAAAGGGAAAAUAAAUAUUUGAAAAAAUUUUUAAUUAAAAAAAAAAACUGAACAACCUUGCACAAAAGUCAGCUCCAAUGAUCAGAGACAUGGGAAAUAUACCAGGAACCAUCAAGUCAUGAAACAUUGGCAGAAUAUUCCAUGGUGUUUACCUUGGAGACAUUUGAAGAUUUGAACUCAGCAGGAAAACAAAACCAAAAAUAGACCAAUGAGAUUGCAACAAAUGGAAAAGUUUCUGCAUAGCAAAAAGAAUCAUCAAAAUAGAACCUUGGGGCUGGUGAAAUGGCUCGUUUGAGUAAUUGCUGCUUUGCUAUGUGUGCAGCCCAGAUUUAAACCUGGCCCCCAACAUAUUGAAGGAAACUUGGGUGCUGUGGUCCUUCACUAUCUGUCUCUAUCCAAGAUAAAUAUGAGGCAGAAAGAGACCUGCAGCACUGCUUCACCAUUUAAUGAAGUUUCCUGUCUACAGGAUCUCCAGAGUGAAAUUCAUUUAAGACAAGAUUCUGACUUGGAACAACCAUGGAACAGUAUACAGCAAACAGCAAUAGUUCAACAGAGCAGAUUGUUGUACAGACUGGACAAAUUCAGCAGCAGCAACAGGGUGGUGUCACUGCUGUCCAGUUGCAGACUGAGGCCCAAGUGGCAUCCGCCUCAGGCCAGCAAGUCCAGACACUCCAGGUAGUCCAAGGGCAACCAUUAAUGGUACAAGUCAGUGGUGGCCAGCUAAUCACAUCCACUGGCCAACCAAUUAUGGUCCAGGCUGUCCCUGGUGGACAGGGCCAAACUAUCAUGCAAGUACCUGUAUCUGGGACACAGGGUUUACAGCAGAUACAAUUGGUCCCACCUGGUCAGAUCCAGAUCCAGGGCGGGCAGGCUGUACAAGUGCAGGGUCAGCAGGGCCAGACCCAGCAGAUCAUCAUCCAGCAGCCCCAGACAGCUGUGACCGCUGGUCAGACCCAGACACAGCAGCAGAUUGCUGUCCAGGGGCAGCAAGUAGCACAGACUGCUGAAGGGCAGACCAUUGUCUAUCAGCCAGUUAAUGCAGAUGGCACCAUUCUCCAGCAAGUUACAGUCCCUGUUUCAGGCAUGAUCACCAUCCCAGCAGCCAGUCUGGCAGGAGCACAAAUUGUUCAAACAGGAGCCAACACCAACACAACCAGCAGCGGGCAAGGGACUGUUACUGUGACACUACCAGUGGCAGGCAAUGUGGUCAAUUCAGGAGGAAUGGUCAUGAUGGUGCCAGGUGCUGGGUCUGUACCUGCAAUCCAGAGAAUCCCUUUACCAGGGGCAGAGAUGCUUGAAGAAGAGCCUCUGUAUGUUAAUGCCAAACAGUACCACCGUAUACUGAAGAGGAGACAAGCCCGGGCUAAACUAGAGGCAGAAGGAAAAAUUCCAAAAGAGCGAAGGAAAUAUCUUCAUGAGUCUCGCCACAGACAUGCAAUGGCACGAAAACGUGGAGAAGGUGGACGAUUUUUCUCUCCAAAGGAAAAAGAUAGCCCCCAUAUGCAGGAUCCAAACCAAGCAGAUGAAGAAGCAAUGACACAGAUCAUCCGAGUAUCCUAACCCAAGGAUUUGUGAUGGAGCAGACCAAGGUUGUGUUCCCAGCCACUGCUUCCCACUGUUUCAGGAAAUUGAUCUGUUCUUCCAAUGGGACAAUGAUGAUCACAUUCUGCCCUGUUCUACAGGACAGAAGUAACUUAGUUUUUAAUAAGUGGGAAGUCACUUAAUUUUUAAUAAGUGGCUAAGUAUUAUAAUUGCAGCAAUGUUUGGCAAAUUGAAGUUGCAAGCCUUUGUCUCACCUUUUGAGUCAGGACCUAUUUCACACUGUUGGUAAUAUUAACAUUUCAUGGAUUGGGACAGUACAAGGACCCAUGCCAGCCCAUCAGUGCUACACAUAGCACUUAGGUAGACUGGUGAAGCCAGCCAGCCAUCUCAGCAGGGGUGAACAACCUCAGUCUAAACCGAAAUCAGGGAAGCUAUGGCCCUCUCCUUCCCAUGGAAUCUAAAAUAGCAUCCAUCCUUCUGAUGGGAGCUCUCAGGCUGACUAACUGAAUGGACAGUUGUAUUUAGAGAUGGCUGUGAGACAAGAAACUCAUUUUAUGGUAUGGAAACAAUUAUCUGAGAUACAGUCAUCUAAUCUGUGGUAAUAAGAACCUCUGAUUGCCCAGAUGAUACUGAUAUUUUUGGACACCAGCCAAGAAAAUGCUAACUCUGGGAAUAGAAUGAUAAAAAGACUUGAGCACUAAAACUAUAAAUCGCUGAAAUUCUUUUCAUUUUAAGCUCUGGAAAGUUAUGGUCUGCUUGUCCAACCGUGAUAUUUCAUCUGGGGCCAUAGUUUGCACUGUGGCUACAAUUUUAAAAUGUAUUGGACUUCGAAACUGCCUUUGCUAAAUAGAAAACAAAACUUUUACAACAGCUUCUGCGCUGAAGUGUUGGGCAUGUGGUAAUAACUCCUAAUGCAGAGGACUAAACUAGAGAUUUUCAAUCAUAGAUUUUAUGACAGCAUCUGGGGAAUAGGCGGCUUCAUGUAUGUUCCAGUCUAGGAGAUGAGAGAGAAUAGUAUAUAUACACCUAGAUGUUUUCAUAUAGCAUGAUUCUCCAGUGGAUGGAUUCCUGGAAUGGAUCGUUAAGAUGAAGAGUAUAAUUUUAUGUUUAUACCAUAAUCUUUAAGCACGGAAAGAGAGAAGAUUUGAUCGUUGGCAAUUUCCAGAAAACACUGUUCAAACAGUCUUGGACAUAUUUCAGGUCACCUGCUCUAGAGUUUGAAGUGGAUGUUGGCUUCACCCCUGCAGCACUUUAUGUUGGCCCCAGGGAGCAAACAUUCUCAUUCCAUGGCAGCUGAUUAUUUGAUGCCAGUUUCCGUCUGUUUCCCUCUUUUUCCAUAGGCCUUGUGCAUCACAUUACAUCAGACAUUCUGGAAAUAGGGAUACCUACAGGGUUAGAAACUCUGUUGUGCCUCAGACAUCUGUUUCUUUUCUAGAUGUUGAGCCCUGGGAAAACAGACAUUUCAGAUGAGUUGCUGCCUUCUCUGAAAACAAAGAAGGGAGACCUAAGACCUCUGAAGAACAUUUGUGUUUAACAGGAGUAAAGAUUGACUUUCUUUGAUUUCAUUGUAAUUGUAUUUGGAAGGUAGAGAAAAACUCCACAAAGGGAAUUUCUAAUGGUAGAAAAUGGAGGGAGAGGGCUAUGCAAAGGUAGCAGGAAAUUUUUUUUCCUCCUAGUUUCUGGAAUCUCCCUCUGUCCAGGCUUCCAUUUGUCACAAAGGAGAAUGACCCUUUGGUGAACUUAGUAGAAAUUUCUGACUUACUUGAGUUUAAGAUAUUAACUUUAUUCAAUAAACCCAUUUUUGAGAUGAUUACUGAAAAUAAUGAGGAAUUUAUAUCCAUUUGGUCUACUUAAGAGUCUUCAAGAAAUUGAAUUCAGAAAAUUCUCAAAUCUAAUUUCUAGUACUUAAGCCAACCAGUCUAAAUACUAUUUAUUUGUGUAAGUUUGUACAUAGAAAUACCAGCCUCAUUGCAGGGGCUUUUUGUUUGUUUAUUCAUUUUUGUUUUAAUGAGUUUGAAUUUUAAUUUGUUUGAAAUUAAGUACUCCAUCCAGUUAUUUUGUCAUUGCAUUUCAGACAGCUCAUGAUCUUUUUAUUGUGGUCAUUUUAGCACAUCAUUAUAACCCACAAAGUGGGGGCAAGGGUUGAUGUUUCAAUUUUUUUGUUCUAGAAGUUAUUUUAUUCAUUUGUCCUUGUAAUAGCAGUGAUGGCUUUAUAGAUGCAGAAAGAGUGAAUGGAUGAGUGAAUAAUUUGUUUCAGUGCAUACUUGUUUCAUUUCUUGAGUGUUGGGACUAGGAUAAUUUGUAAAUGUAUGUAUUUUAAUUGCACUGGUAAAUUGAACAUGUCAGUGUCUAUAACACUGGACCAACAAAACAGUUUCUAGCUAUUGGAAGCCUGAUAAUAAUGUCUUGAUUUUCCUUUGGGACUCAGCUCUGUAGGUUUUUCCCUCUACACAAGGGAGAGUACAAGUGAUCAAUCAUUGAUGUCAUUGCAAUUGUUAUUUUUUAAAAUAAAUUUAUAAAAAUACCAAAAAAAAAAAA